UUCACCCUCUGAACCAGACGACACCACUAGCGAGCUUACCAGAUUACUCGAACCCAUAGACAGCCUUUCGUUCAUACCCGGGAUCCAUUACUAAAAAGCUAUAUUCGGAGACAUUUUAUUGGAUAUUAGACGAGUGCAUCACACCACCAAUUGGUGCAUUAAUACGCUAUUGAGUUUCCCCUGACCGCGUCACGUUUACAGCUGAUGUUGUGUCAAACUCGCGACGCUUCAAAACUUUUCUCAUGGGACUGUUUUAGCUUUCAAAAUCGCAGAAAAUUGUUUUACUCAAUCUUGUGUUUGACAGAGUGUUUGCAAAUGUCUUAUUGACAGUUAAACCAUACGAAUGAUAGUGGACGAUUGUGUUUUUGUGAGUAUCGGGAAUCAAUUCGAUAUAUUUACGUCAGAUUUGUAUGGAAUAAAGAAAUCUUCUCAUCGGUUUGGAUAAGCAUUUUAUUCCUUGUUUGGACCAUGAUCACGAUGAGGUGGAUACGUGGACCAUGCCUUCUUCUCUUCGCUUUGAUAAUUGCCCAGUACUCUCGAACAAAUGGAGAAGAAAUCGUCAUCAUCAACUCCACGCCGCUAGUGACGGGAGCCGUCACCCGGUUGGUAUGCCUCGAUGCGAGCGGGCAGCUAAGCGGAGAUGAGCUGUCUGUUCAGAAGGUGCUACCAGCGGACGAAGGGCUACCCGUCCCAGCCGCUCCUUCCCUGGUCGACCCGGGUCAUCUGGUAGCGGAUUGGAACGCCAGCUGGGCAGAUACCCGGUAUGGCGUCUACUCCUGCCACGGUCUCGACGAGGCUCAUAAAGUCAUGACGGUCAAGAUCAAUAGAGAUGCCCAGAUCAAACCUGAACACUUCACCAUGACGGCCAGCCCUGGCGAUAACAUAACCAUUACCAUGCAGAUAACGACCCGAACCCGCACCCCUGAUUACCUCAUCUGGGCACACGACGAACUACCACUCCCCUAUAACGCAACCCGCUUCGGAUUCAACGACAGGUACAUUAUACCAGCGGUGGGGCAAGGAGAUGCGGGCAUCUACCAGGCGUACCCACCCGAUGACCACACCCUAGGCGGCUACAUGAGACUCAUUGUCAGGGGUUGCCCUGCUGAACGUUGGGGCACUGGAUGCACCAACGAAUGCCCGACAUGUAGUAACGGAGGAGAGUGCGAUGACGUCACAGGGGUGUGUGUUUGCCCCCCUGGGUUCCACGGUGAUACCUGUGAAAUAGGUUGUGGUGCGAACGUGUAUGGAUCCAGCUGCGAGCAUGAGUGCACAGGUAACUCAUGUCGGUUCAUGCAGUUCUGCCUGCCCGACCCUUACGGGUGCUCUUGCGCCACUGGCUUCGCUGGCCUCGCCUGUAAUAAAGCUUGCCCGGAUGGUCAUUACGGUGCGGGAUGUCUCCAGACAUGUCACUGUGAAAAUGGGGGAUUAUGCGACCCUUACGCCGGGUGUUUGUGUGUUGGCAACUGGACCGGACCCACAUGUGAAAUAAAGACAUGCCCGGAUGGCACCAUUUAUGGCUCUCUCUGCGCAGACUCCGGAGAGUGCCAAAAUGGCGGGACGUGUGACCCUUGUCUUGGUUGCCUUUGUACCGAGGAUUUGGCGGGACCAACUUGCCAAGAAAAAGCAUUCUAUUUCAACACAUCCCAUGAUGUAGCAAUGGUAGAUGAAACCCGAGUACAGCUGAUAUGCGGUUGCACGUCUGCGGUUCCCGCCAAUCAAUGUCCUGCAUUUGAAAUCGAGCGAUUAAAUCCAUCCAAUAUGAUUGGUAUGGGGGAAGAUUAUUCCUUUCCUACAAGCACGAGCCUGGGGUUGUCCUUUACCCCUGUCGGUUCGAUUGGUAACUGGAACUUCCUGUGUCGUCCCGUUAACUUCCGGGGUCAAGAUACAUCCCUAACCCUGAAGGUGAACGUUACAGGUGACCCACCACGGAUAAGGGAGUUCCGGUUAGCGGAAGUCGUCAACCUCGACCAGAGAGCGAAAUUCCAUUGUAAGGUGGAAGGAUUAUCCUACCAAGACGUGAACGUAACACUGUUAACCCCUUCAAGCAACGUGAUAGAAUCCGGUGAACCCGUCGGGCUUACGAGCUCCCCGACCUUUCUAUUCUCCAUCCCUGGGGUGACGAAGGGAGAUGAAGGCACCUAUCACUGCAUAGCGAAUGGAAUAACGGGAUCAGACCAGCAAGAGUGCAGCCUCGAGGUCUUCAUUCAACCCGUGCCCGUGAACAGCCCUAUCAUAGUGGACACCAACUCUCGCGCUGUGGAGAUCAACCUUAACAUCGACGAAUACACCGGCGACGGACCCAUCCAGGGCGCUGAGCUCCAGUUAACACGAGUCGGCGGCGAUGCUUGGACACCGAUGACGGUCCCUAUCGAUGACGCGAUAGCCGUCUUCGUGCCUAAUCUCGUCCACAAUCAAGAUUACGAGGUCCGUGUGGUCAUAUGGCGACGAGGAACUGGUGGGCGAGGAACCUACGGUCCCACGACAUCAUUCACGACCACGUGUUCGAGACCAACGACUGAAUUUAGGUUGAAACUAACGGCGCCUAUCGAAGAAUGGUCAUCAAUCGAAUUAAAAUGGACGCAAAUUCGUGAUACCGGGGACGAGCUGAGCGGUUUUCGGAUUGAAUACCAGAAGUCAGGAGGUAGUGUAAGGACUGUUGAGAUCCCCGACUCGGGUACUCGGACUCACAAACUCACCGGUUUACUUGCAAAUACCCAUUACACGGUCAUUCUGAUACCCUUCAACUGCGGCGGUGACUCCGUAUCGACGCUGUCGAGCGCCACAACCAGACAAGGACCUCCUGGGCCUGUGGGUAACUUCCAGCUGACCGUGACGUCAUCGGACACGAUAACGGCUAGUUGGCGUAUCCCUGAGGAAACCAGAGGUGACAUCGUGCACUACUCUAUCAAGGUCUUUGAGAAGGUUGAUGGUGUUGUCAGUGACACAGCCCACUGGGAUGAUACAACUCAAAAUACAGUGUCUCAGAUCUUUAACCUCAAGCCUUACACGUCGUAUGUAGUAGAGGUAUAUGCACGUACCGUAUUAGUAGGCGAAAUCAGCAGGAAAGAAGUCACCACAAAGGAAACAGCUCCUAGUGGACCGCCUUCUACUCCAUCGGUUAUCGGUCAGACAAUGGACACCAGAAUGUCCUUUGCGUGGCGCCCGCCUCCGGUGGACCAGCGGAACGGUGUGAUCAUCGUCUACGAGUGGAACGUCAUGUACGUGACGACCGAUGGCGUAUACCAGAGCGACGUUGAGAACGUGACGGAGACGUUGGCGACAUUGACGAACCUGAUCCCGAAUAGGAGAUACACCUUCAAGGUCCGAGCCUUCACGUUGGAAGGACCGGGACCCUUCACGCCAUCGAUCAGCCACAAAACACUCACUACAGAAGAAGCAGCGAAGUACCUCACCACACCACCUAUUGCAAUCACUGUUAGGGGAAAUCCAGACCUGCCCAACGAAACAGGUGGUCGAACGGGACCUUCAAUUAGUGAGAACAAGGCCAGUGGUGGAAUAUCAAGCAACACCGUGCUCGCCCUCGGCCUCGUUUGUGUCUCAAUCAUCAUCAUCGUCGCUAUCGUCUUCGGAGGCUGGAUGUACAAGAAGAGGAAGACGGCAGGGAGUGUGGAGUUCGUUGCGAGCAUCGCCGGAUCGGAGAUCGGUACUUACCGGUUUAAUGAAAUGUUGGCCCGACAGCAGUCCGCUCAGUCCGCUACAAAUGACUACGACGAAAAUAGCCGUGGACUGAUGUUGGGUGCCAUGGCGUCACCCCCUGGAUCACCUCUGCCGCCGAUAGACUACUGGAGAAUCCCGCUCGACUGCCUAACGCUCGAGAACUUCGUCAUCGCUGAAGGUAACUUUGGCCAAGUGAUGAAAGCGACGGUGAAGAAGGACGGAGGCGUCAUCGAAGUCGCCGUCAAGACGCUGAAAGAUGGGACAUCUGAAGCAGAUCGCAAAGACUUUAUGGGAGAACUUGAGAUUAUGUGUAAAGUAGGAACACACCCCAACAUUGUGAACCUGGUAGGGGCAUGUGAACACCAAGGUAUCCUUUAUGUUGCGACUGAGUAUGCUCGAUAUGGCAACCUACUCAAUUUCCUACGAUCCAGUCGUACUAUUGAGGCCGAUUCGCCGUUCCCUUCGAGUCCGACUAGUCGCUUUAAAGUCAACGUGUCCACGAGUUUGACAGCGGAGCAGAUUCUUGGAUUCGCUGCUGACGUAGCCCUGGGCAUGCAGCAUCUGGCUCAGAAAGGGUGUGUGCAUCGUGACUUGGCUGCCCGCAAUAUCUUGGUCUGUGAUAACUACGUUUGCAAAGUCACCGACUUCGGGUUAUCAAGGAGUGAUGAAGUUUAUGUAAAGACCACUGCAGGUCGUUUGCCAGUUCGUUGGAUGGCCAUAGAAUCCCUGAACUAUAGUGUCUACACUACCAAGAGCGAUGUAUGGUCGUUUGGAGUUCUUUUGUGGGAGAUUUGUACCCUGGGUGGGACACCUUACCCUGGCAUGACGUGUGCUGAGCUGUACGAGAGGUUGCCCCUAGGGUUCCGCAUGGAAAAGCCUCUCAAUUGCGAAGAUGAGGUGUACAACAUCAUGCGUCAUUGCUGGCGUGAUCGACCCCAUGAUCGACCCACGUUCGAUCAACUUUACACAGUACUGUCUGGACUCGUCAAGGCAAAACAGCCCUACGUAAAUUUGGACAAACUUGAAAACGAUCUUCAGUUCUCCGAGCUCAACUCAGAUGAAGACUUCAAACACGAUAGCUGGGCUAUGUGAAAAACUUCCAUGAUAAAAAAACAAUCUUAAGAUCCCCCUUGUUCCAACAUCGCGAACCAACCCGUCAACUCGGUAUGAAUGGUACUAAUGAUGUCUUCAUCGUUCCACCCUAGCCUGCACGUCGAUCAUGCGAAGAGAGUUGACAUGUUUUAUCCAGCAUAAAUGACCGAGUUGGACAUAAACCAGUUUAUUGUCGUAAUGUCUGAUUGUGUGUCCGUUUGUCCGUCCAUCCACCUCUGUGUGGUUAUCUAUUAGGUAUCUGUUUUUUAAAAGAAAUGUGUAUCCUUUAAGAUAUAACUUGCUAACUCUGACAAUGGCUAUACUCCGGCGGAGGCAUAUUGGUGACAAUGUCGUAUUCAUUCUUUUA
This is a messenger RNA of Strongylocentrotus purpuratus (purple sea urchin), 5140 nucleotides long. RefSeq names its product Tie-like receptor tyrosine kinase (gene TIE1/2). The transcript is spliced from 27 exons. Gene Ontology annotation, cellular component: signaling receptor complex. Gene Ontology annotation, biological process: positive regulation of kinase activity; protein phosphorylation; cell surface receptor protein tyrosine kinase signaling pathway. The record is from RefSeq and is a predicted model, not a curated record. Gene Ontology annotation, molecular function: ATP binding; protein binding; transmembrane receptor protein tyrosine kinase activity. Lineage: Eukaryota; Metazoa; Echinodermata; Echinoidea; Camarodonta; Strongylocentrotidae. Bases 469 to 4773 code for a protein of 1434 amino acids.